Abrus precatorius (Indian licorice) is the source of this 781-nucleotide messenger RNA. Its product is annotated as early nodulin-like protein 3. The transcript is spliced from 2 exons. Gene Ontology annotation, cellular component: plasma membrane. Bases 59 to 781 code for a protein of 240 amino acids. The record is from RefSeq and is a predicted model, not a curated record. NCBI's taxonomy places the organism in Eukaryota, Viridiplantae, Streptophyta, Magnoliopsida, Fabales, Fabaceae. Gene Ontology annotation, molecular function: electron transfer activity.
CAUCAUUUUGGUUGCAAUACCCUCUUGCCCCUUUUCAGUUCCUCAUUGAUCCUCUCCAAUGGCUGCAAUCAUGUUAAGGUCUAAUGAAGUAGUUCAUGUCUUAGGCUUGUUCUGUCUCUUGCUGUUGUUGCACGAAAGUGAUGCCUAUCAAUUCAUAGUUGGAGGACAAAAGGGUUGGAGUGUGCCAAGUGACCCCAAUUCCAACCCUUACAACCAGUGGGCAGAAAAGAGCCGAUUUCAAAUAGGAGACUCCCUAGUGUUCAAUUACCCUUCUGGCCAAGACUCAGUAAUUCAAGUAACUAGCCAGGACUAUGGCAGUUGCAACACCGAUGCAUAUUCUGAAAAAUUCUCUGAUGGCCACACUGUGAUCAAACUCAACCAGUCGGGGCCUCACUUCUUCAUAAGUGGAAACAAAAACAACUGUCUUAAAAAUGAGAAACUAGUAGUGAUUGUGCUUUCAGAUAGGAACAACAGAAACUCAAACACCAACCAAACAAACACUGCUUCUUCUCCUUCUCCUUCACCUUUACCUUCAUUCACAACUGAGUCAUUAGCUCCUCCACCAGCACCUACUCAACAACAGGUUCCAUCUCCAGUGGUGACUCCAGCACCUGCACAGCAAGAGGCUCCUUCUCCACCUUCAACUGAGAUGACAAACCCAACUCCACCUCCUGUUAGUCAACCUCCUCCUCCUCCUCCUAAUGCUGCUUCUUCAAUCUUGGUUUCCUUUGCUGGUUAUGUUGGAGCAUUCAUUGCUUCGGUUCUAGUUUUUCCUUUCUAA